Molecule: messenger RNA, 1455 nt
Organism: Hyalella azteca
Lineage: Eukaryota; Metazoa; Arthropoda; Malacostraca; Amphipoda; Hyalellidae
Product: blastula protease 10
Exons: 12
Coding region: 22-1350 (442 amino acids)
Biological process (GO): proteolysis
Molecular function (GO): metalloendopeptidase activity; zinc ion binding
Source: RefSeq, a predicted model, not a curated record
UCAAGCGCCGGUCAAGUCACUAUGAUGGCACUCAAGAUGGUCCGAGGGGCGCCGCCCCAAGCGCUGCUGGCGCUCUGCCUCACCUGCUGCGUGGCGCCUCUCAGCGCCGCCCCGCCGCUGCAGGGUGCGCCGCAACGCCUCGACGACGGGUAUGUCCCGGUUGGGGACAUCCUCUAUUCUGCUGAGGACUGGGCCUGCUUGCACGCUAAAAACUUGAUGUCAGUGGAACGUCUUUGGCCAAGAACAGAGGGAGAAGUGAAAAUCCCAUACAUCAUAACUUACAAGGAAAUGAACAUGACGAUGCUAGAAGAGGCCAUCGGCGCCUGGGAGGCCAAAACCUGCAUUAAGUUCCUCAAGAUGGAGGAGGGCGACAAGCGUGCAGAGUACCUGGAGUUCAGGGCGGGAGGAGGCUGCUUCACGGUCACCGGCUACGUCGAGGGUGAAGUGACGGUCUCCAUAGUCGAUACGUGCAAGGGUCGGAGUGUCAAGCACGAGAUCGGCCACGCCUUGGGCAUGCGUCACGAACAUAAACGCAGCGACAGGGACAACAACGUCAUUGUGGUUCGGGAGAACAUAGACCCUAAAAUGGCCAGUAAUUUUGAAUUUUCUGAAACCAUCAACUGCGGGAUUCCGUACGACUACUUUUCUCUCAUGCAUUACCAGGAUACGGCUGCUAGCAUAAACGGUAAGCGCGUGUUGGUGGCUAAAGAUCCUCGUUUUCAAGACAUCAUGGGAGAAGGCACUGAAAUCACCCACUGGAAUGCAAAGCUUGCGAACACCAUGUACAAAUGCGUAGAUGAUUGGUUGGAGGCCUGCGGUCAAACAUCUGAUCCCUGCGAGAACGGCGGCUACAUACAGAAGGACUGCAGCUGCGCUUGUCCCCUGGGCACAUCUGGCGACAAGUGUCAAGAGUUCGCCAUGAGCUACAGAGAUGCCCUGCUGGAGAAGUACUCCCCGUACACAUCUGUCAUCAAUACCCCGGGUGCAGAGGUCACGUCUCCAGGCUACCCCAAUGACGGCCCACAGGAAGCAAUACGGUACACUCAAGUGAUGCAGGCGCCCAAAUGCAAGAAAGCGGUGGUUACGUUCACGGACUUCCAGCUCGGAGAAGAGGAUGACAUGCCGAACUGCAAGUACACCUCGACCCUUGAAAUCCGCACGGAUGUUUCCGUGGGGGAUGGAAAAAUAUUUUGUGGUGAAGGAAUCAAGAAUCAACAAGUAUUCAAGAGUGACAACUCUGAACUCAUCUUCCACUACAAAAACUACGACUUUCUUGGCAACGGUGGCGAGAACGCGUACAGAGGCUACACAGCUGUCUUCACCACCGAGGACAUACCAGGCUGCAGGUGAUUUCUCCCUAUUCUUUGGCUGAAGAGUCUUGGCGACAGAAGGCAACGGAAUGUUGUAUCAGAUAAUUAACUACGUUUGUUGUGUGCGAAAAAAUUGUUUUGCAAA